Messenger RNA from Pogona vitticeps (central bearded dragon), 7048 nucleotides. RefSeq names its product URB1 ribosome biogenesis factor (gene URB1). The record is from RefSeq and is a predicted model, not a curated record. NCBI's taxonomy places the organism in Eukaryota, Metazoa, Chordata, Lepidosauria, Squamata, Agamidae. Gene Ontology annotation, cellular component: nucleolus. Gene Ontology annotation, biological process: maturation of 5.8S rRNA from tricistronic rRNA transcript (SSU-rRNA, 5.8S rRNA, LSU-rRNA); maturation of LSU-rRNA from tricistronic rRNA transcript (SSU-rRNA, 5.8S rRNA, LSU-rRNA).
GAGGACCGGCUUUUCUGUCUUCCGCUGCACGCGGCGGCCGGCUGUGAUUGUUUGGGAUCAUGGGUGCCAAGCGCCCGAGCCCGGCUUCGGCCAAGCGGCAAGACCAACCGCCGCCUAAGCGGGCCUGCAAUGCCGAGGCGGAGGAGUUCACAGGCGCCCGGUUCAAGGCUAUGCUGCGGGACCCCAGCACGGCUAUGAAGGGUUUGAAAAAAUUCAUAUCCCUAGCUAAAUCUUUACCAUCAACAGAGCAGUUUGAUAUUGUAGAAGGAUACACAAAAGUUUCUGUAGAAUGUGCAGAAAUUUUAAAACUUCUGGAUGGAGAAAAGCGACCUGAAAGUGAGAUGCUGUUAAUCUUUCAAGCACUAGAAAGCAUUUUGCUGCGAACAGCAAGUGAUCUGUCUCAUUUUCGUGUAGUGGGGAUGAACAUAGUAAAGAAACUGAUUAAUAGCUACAUGAGGUUAAUAUAUGCUGCUCUAUAUUCUGAAGGUCACAGAAUGUCUCGUAUGUGUCUCACCUUGUUGUCAGCAAUGGUGACACAGGGACCAGAUGCUGCAAGGGAUGUCUACAGCCAUUUUGAUUUCAAUAAUAAAUUUCUACCUAGUUUAGUAAAGAAGAGAGAUCAUAAGGGCAAACCUGAUGUUCGUAUGGCAUAUAUCCAAUUUGCCCUUUCCUUUUUAAUUGCUGGUGACAACACAAUCCUUGUACAUGUUCUGGAGUUAAAAGAUUUCAUUCCAGAUAUUUUUAGGACUGGACUAAAGGAAGAUAGAAUUUCUACAAUUAGUCUUCUGCUUUCCACAUUGGCAGCUAAGGUGGUUCAAAAUAAAAAUAUCAGUAAGACCCAGAAAGUGCAUUUUUUUACUGCAGAAGUAUUAACCCAUAUUGCUUCACUUUACCGCUGGAAUGGAAUCACUGAUGUCAGCACUGAAGAUGUCAAGGCUUCCCAGGAUCAAGAAGAGGCAGGAAAAGUCCUAGUGAGAGAGCUGGUUCAUAAUUUUUUAAUUGAUCUCUGCUGUUCUCGCAAGCAUGGCAUUAAUUUUUAUGAUCCAAGUCUUGGCACAUCUGGCAGAGGAGGAAACUUGAUACUUCUGCGCUUUCUCCUGAGUCUGAAGACUGCAGUAGAAGAUGAGAUGGUUGCUGAUCUUAUGGUGAACAUUUUUAAAGUGUGCCCAGAUUUGCUGAACAGAUACUUUAAGGAAUCCCAAUAUUCUUUUGUUCCAAGACUAAAAUCUACUUGGUUGGACAAUAUGAAAUUGCUCAGGAAGAUCUAUGCAGCUCAGCCAGAAGUUUCCAAUGCUUUUAAAAUCCCAGAGUUCAUUCCACUUCCAAGACUUCUUUCAGUAGUGAUGGUGACAACCAUUCCAGCAGUGUGUAAUAAAGCCAUGUUCACCCAAGGAUUGAAUAUAGCCAGCAAAACAGUGAAACAUACAAUCCUUUCACUUAUAUCAACUAUUCUGAAAAGAGCACUGAAGAACAUUGAGUAUUGUCUGAAUGAGAAAAUAUGGGAGAAAUCAGAAAUCUAUACACCAUCAUUCAUGCAGGACUUUGUACAGCAAUACAGGGAAGCACUUAGCAAGCUUUUACCAGAUAUGACUAAUGUAAUAGCAGUCUGGCAGUCCCUUCUAAAACAAGAGAAGGUGCAAGAUGGACAGAAGGAAACAGAGGAAGAUGCUGCUUCUAUUGUAGAAGAAAUGUCUGAGGUUAAAGAAACAAAGGGAGAGCACGGCUCAGACGAUGCAGAAACUACUCUUUUGAAAGCUGUCUUACUUCAGGUUACAUGCCUUUAUCAGCAAGCUGUUCCCCACUUAGUAGCACAGAGCAACUUCGACUUUAGCAAAUUAAUAAAAGGUAUUGUUACUGAAAAAGGUUUGCGACAGGAGAUCCCACCCAUUCUGCAACAUCACAUACUCAACGUAGCUCUGGAAUUGCCUGCAAACAAGUUUUCCUGGUUUAAAAUGCAGGAUGAAACUGAGCGGAAUUGCGGUGAGAGAUCAGUAUUUUAUUUACUGAUGAAAAUGUUUGUAACAAGCAAUCAUUCACAGCUCAAAGCAUCAACAAAGAAACUAAUUAUUAAGGUUCUACAUGACAGUGGAGUAUUUGAGUACACCUGGAAGGAACUUGAACUGUGGCUUGAACAUUUAGACAACACAGUAGAAUUCAAAAAGGAACCAGUGAUUCAGUUUUUGGAAAGGGUCUUGGUAAAACUGGUGACCAACCCCUAUCCAUUCACAGACAAGGCAGCAGAUCUUGUUCAGGAAGCUAGCAUUCUCCAGGUCAACUUGUCUAAACAAGAUCUUGAUAAUAUCAGCAUUCCAGUCUCUCACAUUGAUGAUGUUCUGGAUAUGAUUGAUGUCCUUGUGGAAGGUAAUGAAAGCUUAAAUGAAGAAAUUGGACCUGCCUUGAAUGAAGACAUGAUUGGGAGCAUUUUUCCAUUCAGUCCUGUCAUCCCAGCUUCUUUAGAAGCCAGGAAUAAGCUGCUGCUUGAGGAUAAUGACAACGUGGAUGGAGAAACCAUAGUGGAAUAUCUCAUCGCUGUUUUCACAGACAUCUUGCAUUCCCAAAGAGACCCAUUAGCCCUCUGUUUGAUGUUUCAGCUCUAUGAUAAAGAACUCCAUUUGGUCUGUCCACAGCUUUGUGAGUUCAAUCAGUAUUACUGUCUUUGGAUACCAAAGCAAGCUAAGGAAGUAUUGUUCCAUCCGGGCAGAAGAAAGUGUGUAGAGGAAUUCCCAUCUUUGGAUUCCUCGUUUUCCUGCCUGCUGAAGAAUGCUUAUCAGAAAGGUGUUGCUGUUCUGUUGGAAAAGAGUGUUAAAGAGAAGCUAGACGAAGCCAUUUAUCAGCUCCAGCCUCAGCCACUCUUGUUAGCUGCAAAGCAAGUUCUGCUAUACUUAAAAACCACAGUGGAAAAUUUCAGCAGUUUUGCUCAAAACACUGGUCUUUCCCUUGUCACCCUCUUUGUCGAUUUGUUGAAGAGCCUGUUGCGCAAAGGUGAUGAUACAGAAUCAUGUGAGCAGCAGGAACAGAAACAUGCCCAAAGUGAAUCUGAUCUUUUUGUGGAUGCAGUAGCUCUGAGCACAGCAGGAGCUGGAAAUGACAAGGUAGCACAAGAGUUACUGUCUUUGGUUUUCAAACACCCUGUGCUGGAGAACUGGUUCCUAGCCAUAGAACAACAUGCUCUUCCCCCUCAUAAUUUAAGCCCACUUAAAGUCAAACUGCUCUCGGCUCACCUAAAUCGUGGCAUUCUUGAAUUGCUGAAGAUGAGCUGCCCAUUGCUGCAAGUCAAGAACCAACUGGAGAUGCUCUCCCGAUAUUUCAGAGCAAUCACUAACACUGUCCUACAAGAACUACAAGCUGAUACUGAAGAAGGAAACAAGAAGAUACCUUUUGAAAGGUCACAGCCGAUGGAGGCCCUGCAAGAACUGCACAUUUACAUGGAUGCCCUACAGCUAAAAGAAGUCACGUUGGCUAUGCUGCAGCAUCCCAAGGCCAACCUGGCUGCCAAGAAAUCGGAAGCACUUUCUGGGAAAGAAACUUGCCUCAGUGUUUAUGGGGAGACUUUGAUGCAACUUCUCACAGAAAGCUACCAAAGAGGAUCCUUGAAGGGAGACCUCUUCCUUUCAAGAGAGCACAUUCAAGGGAUGGGUAUUCUUUUGUGCACAGCAGACACAGAGGAACUGGAAAAGGUUUUCAUGCACAUAAUACAGAAGGACCCUGUCUUUGCCCAGGCAGUGGGAGUGAACGUGCAGGUCUUCUGCCUUAAUCGCUCCACAGCAGCUUCCCUCUCCAUAGUCACUUGGUUGAUUCAGAAUUCACAGACUCACUUGCUCCAGUUUGAGCUCUGGUGUUUGAAGCACAGAGCUGGGAAGUUCCUGACAAAGACGGCUGGCCUUUUUCUGCCACUUGUCAAUACAUACUUGGACUGUCGAGAGCAGCACAGUUUCACACGCCUUUCAAAAGUUUCUUUAGAUGUGACAACUAUCCUAAGAAAAGCACUAUGUCCAGAACUUUUGGAAUGUCUUCUGAAUAAAAGUUCAUUGCAGCCUUUGGCUAUGGAGUGCCAAAUUCUCUCCAAGUUACUGCCACCUUUAGAAACAGAGAUGUUCAUGAAUCUCAUAGAAAAAUUACCUUUACUUCUUGAGAGAGAAGGAGGUCAUGAAUGCUGGGUGAUUGCUGAUGCUAUAUCGAAAGCUCUGGAGAGCUCAAAAGAGAUGUUGCAUUCAUGGAAGAAAUGCCUGCUAGCUGCCUGCAUGAAAUGGCUGAUCCUUGCUUAUAGCAGUAGCAGAGAACCGGAAACACACUCUGAAAUUGAGAGCUCCAUGCUGUCAAGACUAGAAAAAUUACUAAACUCAGGAACUGAAGUAGCUCCAGAAGACUGGCAGGCUUUUGUGAAGGCAGGACUCAAGUAUCGUUACGGACACCAGGAUUUCCUGAAAACUCUGAAUGCAGCCAUAAAUCUGUUGUACCACAAAGAAUCCUCUCUUAGUCAGAGAUUAGUCAAACUUUCAGUUCUUUACAUGAUGAUCACGCAGCACUCUUUAUUUCUUUCAACAAUGCUGAGGUCGCAUGAAGACUGCGACACGAAUAUUCAAGCAAAAGAAGCGCUAGUGGAUGUCCUGUUGACUGUGGUGAAAAGCUGCCCUGCCGUUUGUGAAAGCAGCCAUUUUGCUGUAUUGCUUGGAGCUUAUGGUGCAACACUGAGUAUUUCUGAUCAGAAGAUAUUGCUGCUGCUUAAAUUGUAUGAGAAGAAUGGGCUAAGCCUUGUAAACUUCAGAAUCCUGCUUUGGGGUCCAGCUGCUGUGGAACAUCACAAGACAUGCAAGAGUUUGGGGAAGUCAUUGUGGCAGCAGCCAAGCAUGGAAGAAAUUCUGUGUCUGCUAGACCGAGAAAUGAUGAUGAGGACCAUUCUCCAUUUCCCCCAGCGUCGGCACCUUUUGUUCAUAGAGGAAGAACCACAUCUCCUAAGCAAAGGCAGGAUGGAAGUGGCUCUGAAGGAUCUCUAUGACCCUUGUUUCCUCCUUCAGCUCUUCAGUGAAUUGUUGAGACCAGAAUAUGUUGUAGCGUGCCAUAAGUUUGUGGAUGUCCAUGGUUUGGGUCUGGCAGUAGCUGCCCUUAGCAGCUAUGAUCACAACAUGCGAGCAGCAGCGUAUCAUAUCUUAAGCUCCUUUCGCUCUCAUUUAGAAGGGGCUCGAUUUCGAGAACAGAAGCAGUUGCUUUACCUUAUGGAUGUUGUGCAGAAUGGAAUUAGACAACUGAAUCUCAGGGUUGCUUUCCCUUUGACACUGUAUAUAUCUAGAGUAGCACAGCAAAUGCUCAAGCCAGAGGAACACAUGUACACAAAGUUAAACAGGUUCCUUCUGUCUCAUCAAUACUUGGAUUUGAAGAAAGUGCCAGGAUUUUUUCACCUCUUCUAUAGUUUUGAUACAGAGAACAAAAUAGAACGUGAAUGGGCCUUAGCCUUAAUUGGGGAAGGACUCAGAGACAAGCACUGCUAUGAACUGUAUGAUUAUCAGAGAAUUUUUCAGAUCAUUCUAUCUUUCUUCCACAGUCCACUCUGUGAUGAGGCCACCCAGUAUCAGAUUCUGGAAAUACUUCAAAAUGCUUCAUAUAUCACUAAAGCUGCCUAUGAGUUAAUAAGAGACCACAGCCUAUUAACUUGGAUAUUAUCAGUUCUGGAGAAAAGGUUUCUAGAAAACAAGAUAUUAAACCAUGUGAUUUCCUUAGUCCACACUCUUUGGGUAACCAAUUUAGGAGAUAAGCAAAAGUCACUUGGAAUGAUUAGCAAGGAGUUACAGAAGGACCAGAAAUUCCUUCCUCUCCAGCUUAUCAGUGAAUUUCUCCACAUUUUGAUCAUGCUUCUUAAACACAUUCGGGCCAGCUUGGAUACUGCUAAAUUGAUUCAGUUUUUCAGCACAUUACGUUCUGUGUUAGACUACCGCCUUGUAGUUAUUGAAGCCUUCAAAGACAUGGGCAGAUUCACCGUGAAUGAGCAUGUCCUUUCAAACAGAGAUGUUCUGCUUAUCUUACACAAGUGGAGCAUAAUUGGGAAAGAUGUGGAACUCCAAGAUGAUCUGCAAGCAAUUGCAAAACAGUAUCAAAUCAAAGAAUUGCUUAAAAAUAUUAAAGAAAAAAACAAAUCAGAGAUACUGUUUCAAACAUCAGCCCAACACUUUCAGAAGACAAAGGAAACUGAAAGAGAGAAAGAAACCGCUGCUGAUUGGAAACAGUUUCAUUUAGAAGAAUGCAAAUCUACUCUAAGAUUUGUUCUUAUCCACUGGGAACCUGUAUUUCUGGAUAAGGCUUUAAAACAUCAAAAAGAGCAGAAUGGAUAUGACAAUCCUAGUCUUACAUAUAAGACUGCUUAUAUAGUAUUGAAAUGGCUUGUUAAGUCCCACAUUGGCAGCACAUUCAACAUACAGCAUGCACUUUUUAUAUUUAGAUGGUUUAAAAAUAAUGUUUUACAAAACAGCACAGUGGUAGAGGAGAUUCUUAGAGAUGGAGCAUUGAAAAGUGGCAUGUUUAAGAUUUAUAGCAGCAUCUGGAAUGCGUAUGAAGAGAAGGCUGUGGAACUAAGUGAUCUCAUUCUGCUUAAUGGGAUUAUGUUUGACCUGCUAGAUUCUCAGGAUGUCACAAAAAAUGACUUUCAUGAAACUAUGAAAAAUUUUUGGUGUUCUGCCAUGACAGAGGAAGACACAAUGAGGAAAGCUGCAAGUACGUUCCUCACCUCUAUUUAUAUUGGAGACAUCUGGCUGGGAGCAAAGCAACCACAUUUGUUUUUAACUCAUGUUAAACUGGUUUGUGAAGCAACAGAUAUGAAGCCAAAGUAUGACUGGAAAAUGUGGGACUGUGAAAAAGCUAUGGUUCUUCUGUGCAAAGAGAUUUACUCAUUGUUAAUUCUUCACCCUACUUUUAAAUCCUAACUGUCAAGUAUGUGCCAUGCUUUUCUAAUCUCUAGUUCUUAAAACAAAUUAUGUAAAGUGUCUAUAGGAAAUUAUUUUAAUACCUGUAUUUUCUAUUUCUGUAUAAGAAACAUUAAACUGCUGUAAUUUUGAAGCUA